AUGGAGGACACCGCCAGCAUUUCUCUGGUGGACAAUACCGCCCCUUCGCAACACCUUAGCAGUGGGGAUUUGGAAUCUCUACGACGAACCUCUACCGUUGCUCGCCAGAGCAGUCGAUCCUCACGCUUGAACCUUGUAUCGGUAUCCGGACAGCUUGCGAAAAGAAAAUAUGCGAAAUGGCAGCCCGACCGGCUAGGUGUUACAUCCGACAAUGAAACCUCCCCGAGCAGAGAAUCGUCGCGGGCACGGGGGUCGAUCUCUGCGGGAAGCACUGGUGGUCCUCCUGCCCGACAGCCUUCACAUCAAGAUAGUGGGCUAGGGUUUAGGGAGAGUGAAACUAUCGACUUUGCACCGACACGCACUCAGAGCCACACCAAUGCUACGACACAUUCCACGACGACAAAUGGACACCCCCCUCCUUCCGAUGAGAAAAAGCCGGUUUCGGAGCUGGAUAUUUUAUACGAGAAUCAGCGCGGCUCAUUUGUCUUCGGGAUCCCUCUUUAUUCCCAAGGCUCGCUGCUUAAUUUAGAUCCCAGCCCCUGGAUGACCCAAGACCGACGAGAAAGUCCCGUCAAUAUAACCAAUGCUCAGCUGCCAGACCCGAGCUGGGAGUGGUCCUGGCGGACAUGGUAUGUCGAUAUGUCUGGCGAUGUGGAUGAGCAAGGAUGGCAAUAUUCCUUCUCCUUCAGCUCGUCUCAAUGGCAUGGUACACACCCGUGGUUUCACUCCUGGGUCCGCCGACGACGCUGGGUUAGGCUUCGACAUAAGGCCCCGGAGAGACGUGUUCGUGGUCGGUCGGAAUUCGAACAAGCACAUAUGUUGACCGAGGACUAUUUUACUAUCCAUUCUCACAAGGUUCGCAGUCGUGAUCAGAGUACGACUGGCCUUUCGAGGGUGGAGUCUGGGUUUUUAAACCGCGUUGAUACGAAGGUGGACGAGGAGGUACAUUUGGAGGAGAUAGGGGAUAUUCCGACUUUGAUGCAUGCUUUGAAGCUUUGCUCUAUUGAUCGGGAGAAGAUUGACGCCCUUCGCAAGUUUGUUGAGGAGGGCGGCGAGGAGUUAUAUUAUCUGAACGACAAGAUCACGGAGAUCAUGUCUAUGUUCGUGUUUCAAGCGUCCCGCUGGCACUUCGUCACAUAUCUUGUUGGAAUGAUCCAACAAUUAUCUCAAUUAAUUAUGGACUCAGAUGACAAGGAGUCCGAUAGAAUGCAACGAAAGAAAGAUAAUCUUAUUCGGGCAGUGGAAUCUGCCAAACAGCAUGUUACAGGGCCCGAUUUCUUUGCGGAUUCCCAUGGGGAGUCUGGAGGGGAACUGCUUGGUUUGACACCACUGUCGCAACAUAAAUACCUGCUAUCGAAGCGAGCACAGGCUACUGGUGAGCCCUUGAUUGUCAUGAAGGGCAAGGAGAUCAAGGGUAUCCCCAAGGCCGCAGAGAUCGGAGGCAGUCCGGAGUCGGUCACCGCCUGCCCGUCCCGCGGCGACAAUUUUCGGAGUUUGGCUGCUCGGUCCUCUUCAACUGCCAGUGCCAACACCAUUCCUCUCCAUGCCACGGGUGCUACAGGAGCAUUUCUCCCUAUGUUCUCGAGUGGCCGCCCGUGUCUAAGAAGGCGCCUGUCUGUUGUCUUGGACAAUGUCACGGCUGGCUCCGAUGAACCCCUUCUCUUCCUCUACCCCCGAUGGGCCGCGUCGGCUCUGCAAUGCCACCAGACAGCGUCUUUAACGACCACCGCAGCUUCAGCAAAUAGAUCUCGCACAUCCAAUCGCACAUUUCCAUCGGUUGCCCCUCCCUGCGCCCCUUCUAUCUCGGUCCGCCGACAAUCGAGCCGAUGGUUCUCUCCAAAUGCUGCGGGUAAAGAUGGCGAUGGGAGCAGCACGGAAGUGCCACUUGCUGCCAACGAGACGAUAAAUUCGAGCGAGCAGCACAUUGACAAUGCAAAAGCCGGAUCAAGCCCUGCCAAACAGGCGGAACCUACUAUCGAGCCGAAGCGCCCUGUCGGCUUAUUUGCGGAUAUCGAAACCGACACACCAGCGCGAGGUCCUAUUACAUGGAAAAGCAGAAGACGAAAUAGACAUCGCCCAUCUUCGCGGCCCUUGGCUGCCCCCACACGCGAUGUGACUACUCAGAAGGCCAAUUCGAUAGCUAGGCUGUCCGUCCGGGAUCGGAAGAAGCUGCGUUACGGAGCUUACAUCAAGGGACGGUCGAAGAACAGCGAAAAACUCUCAUACUAUCCGAUCGGGGGCUGGGAUUCAAUGAAGGACAUAUUGGAACGACAAGCACAAGAUCCACGAGUGGCGGCCCGGAGAAGUGCCAAACACAAGGAGUUGCAGGUACCCGAAGAGACCAUUGGGAUGAUGUCUGGAAUGACCGAUACGGCAAUCGCAGAGAACAUCUUUUAUAUCAAUGUCCGAAACGGAUGCCGCGUACAGAUUCUGCACCCAAGAGACGGUGAUGGCCUCCACCGUAAGGUUAUACUAUCGGGCUCAGAGCGCGUGAUGGAGCUUGUUGAAGACCGCAUCAAGCGCGUCCAAGCUCAGCAGGAAAUCGGAGAUCCUCUCGUCGAGAUUUCGAAGCCUCUUUUCCCUGUUCUCAGCUCAAUGGAGACCAUGCGGCGCAAUAAACUUCCAGUGCCCAUGAUUCGCGGAGUGUGGAUUGAGUCAAAAUCGGACCGCAUGAGCUAUCAGGAACUCCUCGACCUUGGCUCAUCUAUCGGCACCGUGAAAGAAUUUGCAGAGCGCAUUCAGGAUUUAAUACGGGCAUGUGAACUACCUUCAGGCGAGCGUACAGGCAGCAAACCUCAGCCCGCCCAGCGCGACCAGACUGUACGACGCAUUUUAAGACUUUUCCGACAAGAUUCGAACAAAGAAUACUUUUCUUCCGCAGCUUUGAACCAGGCAUUGGCAUUCUUAUGCGAUCAAGAGCUUUUAAAGGCUGCGAGAGCGGUCUUUCUUCGAGCAGAACAUGUCGCAACUGCGGACACAUACAAUAUCUUUCUCCGGACCGCAGCUCGACGACAAGAUUUGAAAACAUUCCGGAGGUUCCUAAUCUCUAUGGACCGAGCGAGUAUUCGCCCGACUCCGGAGACGUGGCUUGUACUUCUCGGGGCAGUGGUCACUCCCAAGGCCAAGGCGUCUCUUAUCGCGCACCUGGUGCAGAAGGGGUAUAUGGCCGAGACAAGAGUGACUCGUACUGCGCUCCAGCUGACAAUCCAGGAUUCUCUUUUGGUGCAUCUGGAGAAUGGCCAGAUGCCAUUGCCCGCCGGGGGGGACUUCACUGCUGCCAACAUCCUCCUCAAAUUCUGUCUUACGAAUCAGCUUCCGCUCGGAAGUAACCAGCUCACCCUCCUGUUGACCAUGUGUCGCAAAGAUGUCUUCUCUGCCGUCGACUACCUACUUCCAUUACUCCGACAGUCCAACUUUCAGCUUUCGCGGCAAAAUAUGGACUUUUUCUUUCGAAUCGCUUACAAAAGCGAAAAAUAUAAUAUCUGCCGGGUCCUGUGGCGGUACGCUUGCGUUUAUGGACUAGUGACCCACAGAAUGAAGGAGAUUGUCCUGAGCUCACUCUGCCGCAAUGUCUCCUACCAUCAUUACGCCAAUGACUUCAAGCAAGGUUGGCAAUUGUAUGCAGGCAAGGUCAUCGUUGGACUCGAGCUACACUUCCCUCGCGGGCCGGUGUGGCCAAAAGAUAUCACCGAUUUGAUUCCCUCGAGGUUCAGCAACAGGCCCCUUGAUUUCCUCUCAUCUGGUUUCAAAGCCCAGGGUACAGAACGCGACCUCCAGCACCGCGUGGCUUGGAUGCUCAUCCACCGUGACCUUGGAUUAUUAGGAAAAUCCCGCUAUGCCCCAGUACGAACCCUAUCUGUCAUGCUCGAGUCGGCCGCCAUCCUUGAUGCUGAUUGGGGGCGCCAACCGAGGAGCCUGGAUUGGUUUCUAGACAAUGCCAUACAUGUGCCAAUCAAGCGACUACCUUCGGAAGAUCGACAACCUCUCUCCUCGACCCCUCUCUCCUCACCCCAUGACCUUGCGUCUCUCGAAUUAUACUCUGCUAAAAGUGCACUGCGGGUUUAA
Molecule: messenger RNA, 4065 nt
Organism: Penicillium waksmanii
Lineage: Eukaryota; Fungi; Ascomycota; Eurotiomycetes; Eurotiales; Aspergillaceae
Exons: 4
Coding region: 1-4065 (1354 amino acids)
Cellular component (GO): membrane
Molecular function (GO): protein binding
Source: RefSeq, a predicted model, not a curated record